This is a messenger RNA of Fukomys damarensis (Damara mole-rat), 540 nucleotides long. Its product is annotated as regenerating islet-derived protein 3-alpha. Gene Ontology annotation, molecular function: signaling receptor activity; oligosaccharide binding; peptidoglycan binding. NCBI's taxonomy places the organism in Eukaryota, Metazoa, Chordata, Mammalia, Rodentia, Bathyergidae. Gene Ontology annotation, biological process: antimicrobial humoral immune response mediated by antimicrobial peptide; positive regulation of cell population proliferation; venom-mediated disruption of cell wall in another organism. The coding region runs from base 1 to 528 and encodes 175 amino acids. The record is from RefSeq and is a predicted model, not a curated record. The transcript has 5 exons.
AUGCUGGCUCCCGUGGCAUUAUGCAGUGUAUCCUGGUUGCUGCUUUCCAGUCUAAUGCUCCUAUCUCAGGUGCAAGGUGAAGACUCCCAGGACACACUGGCCUCAACACGAAUCAACUGUCCCAGAGGUGCAAAGGCCUAUGGCCCCUACUGCUAUUCCCUCUUUAGAACACCUAAAUCCUGGACUGAUGCAAAUUUGGCCUGCCAGAAGCGGUUCUCAGGACACCUUGCAUCAGUGAUCUCUGCAGUUGAAGGGGCCUUCGUGUCCUCUCUAAUCAAGAGCAGAGGAAGCACCUACCAAUACGUAUGGAUUGGGAUCUAUGACCCCACAAUGGGCCUAGAAUCCAAUGGACUUGGAUGGGAGUGGAGUAACAGUGAUAUACUGGAUUACACUAACUGGGAGAGGAAUCCUUCCAGUGGCUCUGACCACGGUUUCUGUGGGAGCGUGUCACGAGCCUCAGGAUUUCUGAAGUGGAGAGAUUACAACUGUGCUGCACAGUUACCCUAUGUCUGCAAGUUCAAGGGCUAGGGUGGAUAGCAG